UCUUAGCAGGAAUCUUCGCUUCUUCUUCAAAUUUUCAUUCAAAGUUCUUGAUCCGUACACUUUUGCUGAUCAUUGGUGCCGAGCAGACGAUAAGAUGGAUUCAAGGUUGCGUUUUUCUGUGUUUAUGUUGGCUUGUGUCGUCUGCUUGCUAAUUGAGGAAGCAAGAAGUCAGGAUGCUACCAAAAGGGGCUGUACAAGACCAAGGUUACGGAAUGGUCGUGCCAAGGUUCGCUCCCGGGGUACCGUCGUGUACUACAGGUGCCGGAGGAAGUAUAUUUUGAUUGGGGGCAGUUUCGCAACGUGCGUUGGUGGUGCUUGGAGCAGCCCUCCACCGAUAUGUGCCGCCAAAGAUUGUCCACAUCCGAGCAUCACUCGCGUCGUCUCACUGGAGCUGUCCAACUCGGGUUCGAUGGCCACCUUCAGCUGCGCGCCGGGGUACAUCAUGAAAGGUCCGAGGACUGCCAUCUGCUUGGGAAAGGUCUGGAACGGCACGGCGCCGCAUUGUAUGGGACCAGAUGGUAUCUACGGCAUGGACUGCACCUUCGAAAAUGAGUUCCGUUGCGGGUGGACGCAGGACACGACGGACGAUUUCGACUGGAAGGAAACCAAUGGAGAAACGGCGACAUCUGACACGGGGCCGUCCUUCGACCAUACUCUCGGAAAGGGAAAAGCUGGUACCUACCUUUUCACGGAGUCGUCGAUGCCGCGGGUCCCAAACGACACGGCCCGCCUCAUGUCGCCCGUGUUCGGGGAGAAGUAUAGCUACAGCUGUUUCCAGUUCUGGUAUCACCUCUACGGGAGGGUCGGAGCUGGGGAAUUGCGGGUCUAUGUCAAGCCCGUCAACAAAGAAUUGUCGGAACUGAAGCCGAGGUUUGAAGUGUCUGGCAACCAGGGGAACGUUUGGAAGAAAGAAAUGAUCACCAUUGAAAUACUGGAAGCGCCAUUCCAGAUCGUGAUGGAAGGAAAACGCCUGAACACCUACUUCAGUGAUAUUGCUAUUGAUGAUCUCAAGAUUGACCGCUGCCCACCGGGUGUAGACCCCACUAGUCCCAGUGCAACAGAGGCAGUUGCCACGAACUCGACCGAAACAGCCUCGACGGAAGAACCCACAAAUGCAACCAGCAGUCUCGCGAAAAACGCGACCACAGAUGCCACCAGCAUCGGGACGAAAUCAGCUACGCAAAAUGUCGACACAUCAGCGACUACAGUGUCAACAAAGACCAUCGGGACGAAGGCUGCUACAGUGCCAGUAGCCAAAACAACAGCAGCCGGGGUCACCAAGGCAACACAGGGGAACACAGCCGUCACUGAGGCAACGCAGAGGGUGAACACAGCAGAAGUAACCAAAGCAACACAGAGGAACACAGCAGCAGCACUCACAACGCCAUCAAAGGGGAACACGGCAGCAGUCACUGAAGCAACGAAGGGGAACACGGCAGCAGUCACUAAAGCAACGAAGAGGAACACGGUAGCAGUCACUGUAGCCACGAAGGGGAACACGGAAGCAGUUACUGAAGCAACGAAGGGGAACACGGCGGCAGUGACUGAAGCAACGAAGGGGAACACGGUAGCAGUCACUGUAGCAACGAAGAGGAACACGGCAGCAGUCACUGAAGCAACGAAGGGGAACACGGCAGCAGUCACCGAAGCAACACAGAAUGUAAACACAGCUGUUGUUACCGAGGCAACACAGGGGAACACAGCAGAAGUCACUGAGGCCAGGCAGAAGGGGAACACAGCAGCAGUCACCAAGGCAACGCAGGGCAACACAGCGGCAGUUACCGAGGCAACUCAGAACGGGAAGACAGCAUCAGUCACUGUGGUAACGCGGCGCCUUGGAACAAAAUCAGCAACGCAGAAUGUCAACACUCCUCCGGCUACAAGUGCACCGACGAGCGUCGGAACCAAAGCAGGUACGCAAAAACCAGACAGGUCGACAGCUACAAAAAGUAUUCCGCUUAAAGUGAGCACGCCAGCAGUUACAAAAGCAGCUACGUCUAACUUCAACACACCAGCAGUUACAAAAUCAGCUACGUCUAACGUCAACACACCAGCAGUUACAAAAUCAGGUACAGGGAUUGUUGUAUAUAAGCCAACGAAAAAUCAGAAAAAUACCUCAAAUGCUAUAGACGACAAAAACAUUGAAGUCGAUACGGAUGGCAAUAAAGUCAAUAUGUUUCCGAGGACUGCUGGGGUGGCGUCUGAUAAUGAUGCUUUAUCUUAUCCAGCAACUGUUUAUGUGGCCCUGAGCAUCGUUGCAGCUUUUGCCGUGGUUUUUGUAGUAGUUGGUUUGGUCGGUUACGCCGUGCAGCGGCGGCGACGACCGCGACGGGAGUCGCAGGUUGAGGAGAUGAAGCCGAUUACCUCUGGUGAUACCUUGCUUGAACAGUGGCUGUCUUGGCGGAUUUACGAGACUGUGGAAUGAACUGAAACAUAACUCUUUGGUAAAACUACAAAAUACAAUCGGUAGUCCUGGCAAAACUACAAAAUAAAAUCAGUCGUCCUCGUACAACUACAAAAUACAAUCGAUCGUCUCUGAAAACUAGAUUAUUACCGAUUGUUUGGAACAUGAAGCCAUGUUACACACCCGUGGUGUAUGUAUCAUGGAAUCGAACACUCCCAAAGCGGUGGUUAUCAUGGGUCGGGCUUUUGGCCUGCCGUGUAAGUUUUCACUUGAAAUUAUGCUGACUGAGGCAGGCAAGUUUUUCGGUCGAUGUUCCAGAUACACUCCUAGUCAGUGUCUGAAAUAGAUUUCUAGACGUGGACAUGUUUUAGAACGAUGCUUUGGGAGUGUUAAGGACAAGUAGUUCGUGGCAGAGAACGUGAUAACGACUGACGUUCGGUAGUAACUUUGCAUUGGACUUUUCUAGAACCAAUAUUCUAAUAUUUUAAUCUGUAUUUGGUGCCAAUAUUCUACUACGGGGGCUUCUACCAUUGUUCGCGGGCUUUCACUCACUUCAUGCUGAAAGUCUGAUAAUACUUCAUACGAUAUCGUACGAUCGAGGACUGUUGAUGAGUCCCCGUAAUUUUGGGUUUUUUAUGCUCUCCGGCUGGAACAGAAGCCCAUAGCGUAACAGGCAAACUUGCACUUUCGGCUCUGUACGGUAAAAAGGGGACUAUAGGCAGGAACUGGGUGGUCAAAUUUAUGUUAGGGGUGGAUCGGGAUUGAUUCAGUCAUGAAUGCCACAUACAACGUGAAUAGUUUCAAUGGAAUGACCCCUAUCGGCCUAAGUCUAACUUUUUCAGACCUUCCUUGGCCCCGCCUAUAGUCUCCCUUUAAAAGAAUCUCUUACUGCUGUAAGUUAUGACAAGUACAUGUACAUGUAUAGUUCUUUAUAAUCGAUACUUGGUUAUAGCAAGAAUAAGGUAUCCUCUGUGGGGAGUAGGCUGCAGACCUGAGACUAACCGGUAAAGAUGAAGAAAAUGUCUCCCUGGAAAAGUGUCAGGUCCUAGUGUAUUCUUACUGAUUAUGGCAUGGUUCUAUAGAGACCAUGACCGUCAAUGGCUCAGAAAAAAGCGCAAAAUAGAAUCCUUUUUUUCCCGGACAUUCUAUCCUGGGACAUUUUAAACUGCUACAGCGGAGCACGCAGGAAUUUUCUUUUCCAUACGUGUCCCCUUCUGCUUACUCGUCUGGUUGUUCAAUCGACGUUAGCAGAAACGUUGGCGUCACGCCUUAACGCUAUACUGUUGUAAUUGAAUAUACUAAAGGGGAUAGCGCUUCGUUGAGCGAGUUGAGCUAACGAUCAUUUCCGAGCAUAAGUUAGGACACACGAAGGUUGCCGAAUGGUUUCGUUUUCAAAAUCGCAGUGUCGAGACGAAAUGAUAUUUUUAUAAUCUGUUUUUAUCAUGCAUUUAUCUCUCAAAGCACAAAGUACCAAAAUGUAAAUAUUCAGUUAAAAUGUGAAAAUAUUAUCAAAUAUAUAGCAAUAUUUUAUAUUCAA
Molecule: messenger RNA, 3941 nt
Organism: Lineus longissimus
Lineage: Eukaryota; Metazoa; Nemertea; Pilidiophora; Heteronemertea; Lineidae
Product: zonadhesin-like
Exons: 8
Coding region: 95-2425 (776 amino acids)
Cellular component (GO): membrane
Source: RefSeq, a predicted model, not a curated record